Oreochromis aureus is the source of this 2253-nucleotide messenger RNA. RefSeq lists its product as uncharacterized. The coding region runs from base 369 to 1898 and encodes 509 amino acids. Lineage: Eukaryota; Metazoa; Chordata; Actinopteri; Cichliformes; Cichlidae. The record is from RefSeq and is a predicted model, not a curated record. The transcript has 8 exons.
AGCUGUGUACAUACUGGAAGCACUUCACUCCUUGCACAUUGCUUUGUAGUUGAUGUCUCGUGGCCAUUCCCCCUCUGGCUUCCGAGCACUCCUCCUCCUGCUCUCCUGACUGAAUGCUGCUGCCUGAGCCCGGCCCCUCCUCAGCUCGAGGAGCUGCUUUUACUCACUCAAGCACCAAGGGACACAGGAAUCAUGACUCUGCUAUAGAGGGCAGCCUCUACGCAAGCUCCUCCAACAACAGACACAUUUCCCACAGCUGAUCUUCAAGGCAGAAUACAUCAUGAAGAAUCUCUAAGGACCUUUUCUUUCGUCUUUCCUCUGUGAAACUCACCUUUAAGUUUUCUGAAAUUCAAAAUUUGUUACGAAAGAUGAGUGUGAAAAAAAAGGCUGCACUUGUCAUCAGCUGGCAGAAGUCAUUUUCCAUCAUGGCCCCUUGGAGGAAAGGUAAAGGAGACAGUAAAAACACAUUACUGGACAGUGAGGUUGUCCUGACAAAAAUGAAGCUUUUCAGCAACUUCCAUGAAAGUCUUCUGAGGGCUGAUGACGCCGUGUCCACCAUUUCCACAGUGUCAGUUAUUGACCAGGAAAACUCACACUCCGAGCUGAAUUCUCAGCUUAAUGAAAAGCCUCAGAUCAAGUCUGGCUCCAAAUAUCUAUCUGCCAUUUUGUCAGAUUCUCAUCUCUCAAACUUGUACAAGUGUGAAUCUGAGGACUCUGGAGUGGAGCUCCCCAGCGGAGCUAAUUCACCAUCCACCCCAACAGGAUCUGAGCAGAGCUUUGUGGUCCACAGUCGAGAGUCUUCCUGUGACUCCUCCAACUUAAACUCUGAGCCCACCGUCCUCUCUGACAGACUCGUUGCAGAUACAAAGAACACUGAGAAAAACCAGGCAAAUGACUCAGCGGAUAACAGUUUAAAUACAACAGUGGAUACACAGGAUAGUUUGUUCAUUCAUUCAAAUACACUUAUUUCUUCGGCUAUAACAGUAGAGUUGCACAUAGGUGAGGAUGUGGACCAAUGCAGGGUUUUGGGUGCUGAACAAAGUGAGGAUGCUGAAGAAUCCAGUGCUGUGACAGGAAGGACCAGCUCAGAGGAUACGAGGCUUGGAGAGCAAUCCUUAAUACAAAGCUGUGAUGACAUGACAAGCAAAGUCUUUGAACCCGAGCCUAUUAAAAGGAGUAUCACCAGUGACAGCCUGGAAGAGUACAUGGAUGAAUGCUGCAGAUUAAGUAAGGAACAGCAAGUGAGCUCCAGCCCACUAUCAUCAGGACUGGGUUACCUGGAGCACAUCUGUCAACUCGUUGAGAAGAUCAGCCAGAUGCAGGAGACUAACCUCCAGCUGCAGAGGCAGCUCUGCAGUCUGCAAAAGGAAUGCAGGAUGAGAAAGGCCAAAGAGGACUUCUUCAAAGACUACUGCAGCUGUGGUGCAGCCAGUUUAGCCUUCCAGGAUUUUCAGAAAACACAAUCCAGAGAUGAGUUUUCAUCACCCAGUGGAACUCUCUCAGACCUGUCAGCCAUUCCAGAGGUCACACAGCACCCACUCAUGUCGACCAGUGGAGGAGUUACAGGUGAUGCUUUAACACUCGUCCCUCCGUGGAGGAAGAGCCUAAACCAAAGGAGUUACACUGAGGGGGAGGUCCACGGGGACAGCACUGAGGGGCUCUCCAUCACUCAGCACACACUGAGUGAAAACAACACAUGGGCCAGAGUCAAAGACAUGGUAAGGAAGACUAAGUUAAGGAAUCACAGCAGGCUGGGAACAGCCUCAGCUUCACUGAAGAUGUCCUGCCCACAGCUCUACAGACCUGAUCUGGAACCAGUACAAUCAUCUGGAACAAGCAGGAACUCUAUGAUUGCCUUGGGCCACCGGAGUACACUGGACUUCCCGUGGCUUGAGUAAGGAUCCAGAAACAGCCUGUCUGAUCGGACCUCCUCGCUCCUGAGUGUAACAAGUAGUUGUAAACUUUCUGUAUUUACAUUCAUGAAGUCAUCUUUUGAUUGUAGACUUUGACAUCUGCUUCUGUGAGACUGUUGUGCUGAGCUGGCUAGUUCAGUCAUUCUUUUUCAAGAAUGUUCAAGACUUUUUAUUUGACAGCUGCUAAAAUCUGCAAUCUCUCCAGCCUAAGUAUGGCCUCUUCCACAGCAGCUCCUGUGACCUCAUAUUGAGACUUGUAGUGCACAGCUACCAAUGCAGGUUCAACAUUUCACAGCACGUCCAGUGUAACAAGAGAAUAAAACAUCAUCUGGCCAUGAAA